CACGUUCUGCUGCCCCCUCCCCUGAACCAGGGGACCCGGGAGAACCCCUCCUUCCCUCUCUCUCUCCUGCUCCACUCGCGACGCGGGAAUGGCUCCGUGGUCUCACCGGAACGGCUCUCUGGCUUCGUGGCCAGGCGCCCCCACCCUGGCACCCAAUACCGCCAACACGAGUGGGCUGCCAGGGGUGCCGUGGGCGGCGGCGUUGGCCGGGGCGCUGUUGGCGCUGGCCACUGUGGGAGGCAACCUGUUGGUAAUCGUGGCCAUCGCUCGGACGCCGAGACUCCAGACCAUGACCAACGUGUUUGUGACUUCGCUGGCCGCAGCCGACUUAGUGGUGGGACUCCUGGUAGUGCCACCAGGGGCUACUUUGGCGCUGACUGGCCAUUGGCCCUUGGGCGCGACUGGUUGCGAGCUGUGGACCUCGGUGGACGUGCUCUGUGUGACUGCCAGCAUCGAAACCCUGUGCGCCUUGGCUGUGGACCGCUACCUGGCCGUGACCAACCCACUGCGUUACAGUGCCCUAGUCACUAAGCGCCGUGCUCGAGCGGCCGUGGUCCUGGUGUGGCUAGUGUCCGCCGCGGUGUCCUUUGCGCCGAUCAUGAGCCAGUGGUGGCGCGUAGGGGCGGACGCCGAGGCGCAGCGUUGCCAUUCCAAUCCGCUCUGCUGUUCCUUCGCCUCCAACAUACCCUACGCGCUGCUGUCCUCCUCAGUCUCCUUUUACCUUCCGCUUCUGGUGAUGCUCUUUGUCUACGCACGAGUUUUCGUGGUGGCUAAGCGUCAACUGCGCUUGCUGCGCGGGGAGCUGGGCCGCUUCCCGUCAGAGGAGUCUCCGCCGUCUCUGUCGCACUCUCUGUCCCCUACUACCACAGGGACUUGCGCUUCGACCCAAGUGCCCUCCUGCGGUAGGCGGCCCGCGCGGCUUCUGCCUCUCCGGGAGCACCGGGCUCUGCGUACCUUGGGUCUCAUCAUGGGCACCUUCACACUCUGCUGGUUGCCCUUCUUUCUGGCUAACGUGUUGCGUGCCCUAGGGGGACCUUCCCUAGUUCCUGACCCGGCUUUCCUCGCCCUCAACUGGCUAGGAUAUGCCAACUCUGCCUUUAACCCACUCAUCUACUGUCGUAGCCCGGACUUUCGCUGCGCUUUCCGCCGUCUUCUGUGCCGCUGCAGCGGCUGCUGUCCAGAGGAGUCCCGCUCCGUUGCUUCCCCAGCCCGCCAUCCCUUGAGCUCCCCAGUGGCCCGGGCCAGCCCGGUGGAGUCCAGGCAAUGUCCAUCGCUAAACAGGUUUGAUGGCUGUGAAGGUCAGAAUGCACUUGGAAUAUGAAGGACCGCAGAGGAGGAACCUGUACGUGGAAAUUUGUGUCUCCCCCCAUCCCCACGACUGGGCUGGAGUUGGGGAGUGGGAUUUUUGUAGUUUGAUGGUCUCCCAAUGCUUGUGUGUAAUAAAAUAUGCUUUCCAGGGUCUCUGGGUGGCUACCCCUUCCCUCCAGUGCCCUUGUUCCCACACUCAGUCCUUAACCCCAAAAUAUGUUAUUUCCAUUUUUCAGGGUUUCCUGAGGCAUUUCUUAGGCCCGAAGGACAAGACACAACUCCAUGGAUGCAGAACCGUUGGAAAGCCUCUGGCCUCUGUUCAGAAUGAGCCCUAAGGAGUGCCCUAGCUGUAAAACUACUUUCCAGAACCUGCUGACUGGGCCAUGGAAUGGGGAGGCGGGGGUCCCUUAAAACAAGUGGGUUUUCAUUAUCUUCUCUCUCUCCUUUCUGAGGGAAGUUUUCUAAACCUCAUCCCACUACUACCUCAGCAGCCGGGGUGCCAGGCUGCCUGCACCAGCUGCCCUGGGAGCAGACCCAUGGCUUUGAUGGGAUGCCCAUUGCCUUGCUCACUUGUGUGUGGUGUGAGUAGGGCAAACAGAGCACUCUAUCUCCAUUCCUGCUGCUGCCCAGACCUGGAAGAGCCUUGGGUGUUCUCUAGGCUCUGUGACCAGGCUAGAAGAGGCCACGGUUUAGGGUUGUGUCCCUGGUUCCUGCACUAUGGCUCUCAACGCACCAGCGUCUCUCACAUUAGACACAGAAUAGCUCUGAUCUACCUCACAGCAGAAGGACUUCUUCAGGGUUUUGGGGAACUUCAGGGUUCAUAGGAAGGUGAAUCAUUGGAACAGAUCCCUUCUUUCCAGUUAAAAUCAAAUUAAUAAAUAUU
Messenger RNA from Sciurus carolinensis (gray squirrel), 2191 nucleotides. RefSeq names its product adrenoceptor beta 3 (gene Adrb3). Gene Ontology annotation, molecular function: norepinephrine binding; beta3-adrenergic receptor activity; epinephrine binding. Gene Ontology annotation, cellular component: membrane. Bases 89 to 1321 code for a protein of 410 amino acids. Gene Ontology annotation, biological process: norepinephrine-epinephrine-mediated vasodilation involved in regulation of systemic arterial blood pressure; adenylate cyclase-activating adrenergic receptor signaling pathway. NCBI's taxonomy places the organism in Eukaryota, Metazoa, Chordata, Mammalia, Rodentia, Sciuridae. The record is from RefSeq and is a predicted model, not a curated record. The transcript has 2 exons.